AUGGAGAUCGCAAUGAUCCGAGCCGAUGUCCAAGAAGAUCAUGAAGCAACGAUGGCGCGAUUCCUUGCUGGUCUCAAUCGAGACAUCGCCAACAUUGUGGAAUUGCAACAUUACAUCGAGAUUGUGGACAUGGUACAUAUGGCCAUUAAGGUAGAGAAGCAACUUAAACGAAAAAGUACCACCCGAAGUUAUCCUACCCCAAGCACAACUAGAUGGGGGCAAAGCUCGAGUAAAACUAGUCCUCCUAGUCGUGCCAAGGAGCCAAUGGUGCCUGCUAAAGUAAACAAACCUAUGGGCGAUACGAGCAAAGGUAAGGCAACCGAAUCAUUUGCUAAUCGUUCAAGGGAUAUUAAGUGUUUUAAGUGCCUUGGAAGGGGCCACAUUGCGAGUCAAUGUCCCAACCGCAACGUCAUGGUGAUUCGAGCAAAUGGAGAAAUAGAAUCGGAGGAAGAAGAGCUUGAAGAUGAGCCUGAAACCGUCUCUAACAAUGAAGAAGAAGUGGAGCACGCUCUUGAUGGAGAACUCCUAGUAGUCAAAAGGAGCCUAAGUAUCCAAAGCAUCGACGAUGAGCAACAACGAGAAAACAUCUUCCAUACUCGUUGUCAAGUACAAGGAAAGCUAUGUAGCGUCAUCAUCGAUGGAGGAAGUUGUACGAACGUGGCGAGUACUCUCAUGGUGGAAAAGUUGAAUCUACCAACCACCAAGCAUCCAAAUCCGUACAAACUUCAAUGGCUCAACGAUGGAGGAGAGUUAAAGGUGACAAAGCAAGUUUUAGUUUCAUUUUCUAUUGGAAAAUAUUCCGAUGAAGUGCUAUGCGCUGUUGUUCCAAUGCACGCGGGUACUUGGUAUUGGGCCAUCCAUGGCAAUUUGAUCGUCGAGUCAUGCACGAUGGAAUUCCAAGACGUUUUUCCGGAUGAAGUGCCGAGUGGGUUGCCACCACUUCGUGGGAUCGAGCACCAAAUCGAUUUUGUGCCUGGAGCCGUUAUUCCAAACCGACCGGUGUACCGAACCAAUCCCGAAGAGACCAAAGAGCUUCAACGUCAAGUUAACGAACUCAUGGAAAAGGGCUACAUUCGAGAAAGUUUCGUGGUUAGCUCGGAGGGCCUUGAAGUAGAUAGUGAAAAGAUUAAAGCGAUUCAGGAAUGGCCGAGACCGACGAGCAUAAGUCAAGUGCGAAGUUUCCAUGGCUUGGCAAGCUUCUAUAGGCGUUUUGUGCCUAAUUUUAGCACGUUAGCUGCACCGUUGACAAGCACCAUCAAGAAGAACUCAACCUUUUAUUGGGGCGAAGAUCAAGAAAAUUCUUUUAACAUUAUUAAAGAUUGUCUUACUAAAGCUCCUUUGUUAGCAUUGCCUGAUUUUUCUAAGACAUUUGAAAUUGAGUGUGAUGCCUCAGGUGUAGGAAUAGGUGCCGUGCUAACUCAAGAUGGAAGACCGAUCGUUUACUUUAGCGAGAAGUUGAAUGGAGCCGUGUUGAAUUAUCUCGUUUAUGACAAGGAGAUGUAUGCACUUAUUCGUGCUCUCGAGACUUGGCAGCAUUAUUUGUGGCCGAAGGAGUUUGUGAUCCAUUCGGAUCAUGAAGCAUUAAAGCAUAUUAAAGGUCAGCACAAAUUAAAUAAACGCCAUGCUAAGUGGGUAGAGUAUUUGGAAUCGUUUCCAUAUGUCAUAAAAAAUAAAAAGGGUAAGGAAAAUAUCGUGGCUGACGCCCUUUCAAGAAGGUAUACACUUUUAUCGUAUUUGGAUUCUAAAUUGCUUGGUUUUGCCUUGUUGAAAGAUCUCUAUGCUACCGAUGAUGAUUUUGGAGAAAUGUUUAUUGCGUGUUCAAAUGUUGUUAUUGAUAAGUUUUAUAGGUACGAUGGUUUCCUUUUUAGAGAAGGAAAAUUGUGUGUGCCGCGGAGUUCCAUACGAGAUGUAUUAGUACAUGAGGCACAUAGCGGCGGUCUCAUGGGCCAUUUCGGUGUGGGAAAAACUUUAGCAACUCUCCAAGAACAUUUGUAUUGGCCGAAGAUGAAAAGGGACGUCGAGCGAAUUUAUUUAGUGUCUUUGCCUAAUGAUCAACUUAUCCAUGCAGAUGCUAGAAAAAAGGCCGAAUAUGUAAAGGAGUUACAUCGGAGAGUUCGAGCCAACAUUGAAGCAAGAACCGAAAGUUAUACUCGUAAGGCGAACAAGGGUCGUAAAAGAGUUAUCUUCGAACCGGGUGAUUGGGUUUGGGUUCACAUGAGAAAGGAACGUUUUCCCGCCCAACGAAGGUCAAAGCUACUACCGCGUGGUGACGGACCUUUUCAAGUUUUGGAGCGAAUCAACGAGAAUUCCUAUCGACUUGAUCUACCAGAUUCCGAUUUGAGGGAAAAUCACUUUAAAGAGGGGGAGGAUGAUACGGCCACGCCUCAAGUCCUACCUAGCUCGAACAAGGAGCCGUUGGAGUUGCCCUAA
This is a messenger RNA of Gossypium raimondii (Peruvian cotton), 2430 nucleotides long. RefSeq lists its product as uncharacterized. The transcript is spliced from 5 exons. The coding region runs from base 1 to 2430 and encodes 809 amino acids. Gene Ontology annotation, molecular function: zinc ion binding; nucleic acid binding. Lineage: Eukaryota; Viridiplantae; Streptophyta; Magnoliopsida; Malvales; Malvaceae. The record is from RefSeq and is a predicted model, not a curated record.